This is a messenger RNA of Mercenaria mercenaria, 2568 nucleotides long. RefSeq lists its product as uncharacterized. The record is from RefSeq and is a predicted model, not a curated record. Bases 478 to 1272 code for a protein of 264 amino acids. Lineage: Eukaryota; Metazoa; Mollusca; Bivalvia; Venerida; Veneridae. The transcript has 8 exons.
GAUUUUAGACUGAUUCAAUAACAUCAAAGCCACUGAUCCGUAAUUUUUCAAAACAAUAUGUAAACCAGUCUUAAAAUUACGUCAUUUUACCGCCAUCUGCCAAAGUGUACUUUCGUUUUCGCUGACCUUAAUAUUUAUCGGGAAACACUCUUUUCCCGUAUUUAUCGAGCCAUCAGAGGAUGAGACAGCUAUGCUGUGUACAAGUGUUGUUGUUGGUUGGCAGCCAUAGAUCAUUUGAAGCACAUUAAUAGAAAAAACAGGUGGACAAGAAAGGGAAGCCAUAAUUUAGCUUCACGAAAAUCACUCCAAGGUCAACUACAUGAGGCACGGGUAUGUAGAGACAAUGCUGAAACAGGGAAAGCAGAUCUUCAAGCAGAAAAUCAAGAUAGACCCACUAAGAAAGAUGACACUACACCAAUAAAGAAACAACACACCAGCUUGAAACAAAAAGAGAGUGAAAAAACAGUGACUGAGAAAAUGAGGAAUGCUGAUGAAGUGCUGGUAUUAAGAAAAAAACAGCAAGAUGUGAAUAAUAGCCAGUCAGCUGUCCAUCAAAGGAGUGGUGAUGACACAGUUGCUGUAGCCAGUGUUGCACAACCAACAGAGAGUCAGUCCUCGGUUACUACUAGUUCUAAAAACCAGAUAAACAUAAGCCAGCCUGUGACUCAGAUUGAAAUGUGUACCAUAAAUGAACAUACCCAACAUAAUAUGGGUAUGAUUGGCUCAAACAAUGUGUCCACACCACCAAGCCUUAUAAAUACACAAACAUUCAACCAAUCUGGCUACGAAGAAAAUCAAAGUUAUAACCAAUAUGAAAAUCUACAAGUAACGUCUGCAGAGAGCCAUUCUGCCUUCAACCAUGUGAUGCCGCAAAACUCCAGUCUUUCGAACUUCAGUAAUGAUGGUGAUGUGUCAUGGAAUAUGUCAUGUGGGGGAUUUUAUCAUAGUACGCCCAGUAGACCAGACCCAUGGGCAACACCUUGCACCAGCAUCAACACAAGUGAUGUUAUGGGUUCAGCCUAUGGCUCAUUGUAUGGACAACCGAGAAACAGUCAGUGUCAUAGCUCAUGUAGCUGUUGUGGAACAGUUGCGGCCCUGUUACGUCGAGUUGAAAUGCUUGAACAGGCUGAGGAGGCAAGGCGUAAGUGGAAAAUCAGACCAGACUGUAACCAAAGACGGGAGGACAUUAUGGCUGGUGAUUCCUCAACACUUCAAGAAAAAAAGGAAACCAUUGCCUGCUAUUGUUUUUUAGCUCGACUAUUCGGAGCAUAGGUCGUCGGCGUGAGCGUCACACAGAUGUUAAAGUUUACGUACCACCCCAAAUAUUUUCAAAGUCUAUUGAGAUAUUGCUUUCAUAUUUUGCAUACUUGUUUACCAUCAUGACCCCAGUCUGUAAAAAGGAGGAGGCAACUCUAUCAAGCAUUUUGACUGAAUUAUGGCCCCCUUUUCGACUUAGAAUAUGCUUAUUGUAAUGUUAAAGUUUGCGUACCACCCCAAAUAUUUUCAAAGUCUAUUGAGAUAUUGCUUUCAUAUUUUGCAUACUUGUUUACCAUCAUGAUCCCAGUCUGUAAAAAGAAAAGGAGGAGGCAACUCUAUCAAGCAUUUUGACAGAAUUAUGGCCCCUCUUGCAACUUAGAAUAUGCUUAUUGUAAUGGUAAAGUUUUACUCAUAGCUUAUAUUAUACUAUCAAGCACUGAGAAUAGUCGAGCAUGCUGUCCAGUGACAGCUAUUGUUUUUUUAGCUAGACUAUUCGAAGAACAGGUACAAAGGUAGACCUUUUAGAUAGAUCCAUCAUGGGAUGGGUGUUGAUUCCUGGUUUGGUUAAGUUUUUGUAUGCAAGCUGGUAUCUUUGACAGUAAACACUUGUGGGAAUGAAUAGAUUGAAACUUCAGGUACUUGUACUUGUCCACUGUGAUGAUCUUCAUGCAUUGUACAGGUUCCCAGGUUCCAUUACUCUGGCAGGUGGUGUCCAAUCUUCACCAAACUUGCUGACAAUGUUAGUGGGCAUUAUUUUAUCUGGGCCAAGUACAAUAACCACCAAAGAGCCUUGGGCACUCUUAAUUAUGCUCCUUCACUUAGGCCAUAAGUUGGAUGACUGGUGUAUUUUGAGAAGUCUGGCACUCUUGUUAAAUUGCAUUCAUUUAAUUGACAAGACUAUUGAAAUAGUCCACCUCUUGAAUUUUAUAAACUGUAAACUGCAUCUUGGUAAAUAAAGCAAUAACAUAUUUUUGCUAUACUUGCAAGUUUGUAAUAUGUAAUGUAUCAAUUCUAUCUGAACACUGUAUUCUGAUUAUUUUUGUACUUUUUCCAGCAACAUUAUAUUAACCUGAUUGCAACAACACCUAACUUGAGUGUUGCAAUUCAAGUUUUACUUUCCGAAGCAUUCACAACGGAAGAGCUGACAUCUUGCAGCGUGAUGGGGGCUCAAAACAUGAAAGGGGAAAUAAAGCCAGCGUUGGAUCAUAAAAAAAGAAGUUUGAUAGAAGCUGCUCUCCUGGAAAAGUACGACUCCAACUUGAUGACUGUGAGGAACCUCAUGAGGGACAGGCUCAAGUUGAUGAGAAAAAG